AUGGCCUCGAACGGCGCCGCGAACGGCGUGUUCAGCGGUAAUCCACUCUCCCUGUCCCUCGGUCGAGAUGAUUUCACUCAGUGGGUCAAGCACCGAAAAAACGGCGAUAGCGCGCCCGCGACGAGCUCGCGCGACCGCGACCGACGCGCCGACGUCCCCGAUCGGCGCGGGAGCGAUUCGGGAGGGCGCGCGAGCGUGCGGUUCAAGACGCCGUACAUGACGGUGGAUGAUCUGAAAAAGCCGCCCAAGCCGUGGCGCGAGUUUCUGUGCACGGAUCACCUUCGACGGUCGUAUUCCGUGCCGAAGACGAUGCUGGAGUGCAAGAUACGAUUAGACGGGAAUGCGUUCGAGUACGUGGGGAAUUACGCGCGCAUGGCGCUGGUGUUCGGGGGGGUGAUGUUGUAUAGGAAUCCGACGGCUGUCGUCGGCGCGUACGCGAGCGCAAAGUUGUACGCGUGGAUGGAUCGAAACAUCGCGGCGACGAGCGAAAUGCAGGCGUUGAAGAUGAUCGGGACGAUCAUUUCUUGGUUUGUGAUGAUGUACACCAAGGCGUCGGCGGCGAUGUCGACGACGAUGUUGCUCACGAUGGCGUUUCUAGUGACGCACGGGUGCUUGCGCCGGCUCGACGCGCCGAAACCGAUAAAGAUUGGCAAGUACACCGGGAUCUCAAAGUGGGAGACGCAAUCACCGAGGAAAAGACCGAUGAGUUAG
Molecule: messenger RNA, 711 nt
Organism: Ostreococcus lucimarinus CCE9901
Lineage: Eukaryota; Viridiplantae; Chlorophyta; Mamiellophyceae; Mamiellales; Bathycoccaceae
Exons: 1
Coding region: 1-711 (236 amino acids)
Source: RefSeq, a predicted model, not a curated record